This is a messenger RNA of Neoarthrinium moseri, 4347 nucleotides long. RefSeq lists its product as uncharacterized. Gene Ontology annotation, cellular component: membrane; fungal-type vacuole. Gene Ontology annotation, biological process: transmembrane transport. The record is from RefSeq and is a predicted model, not a curated record. The transcript has a single exon. Gene Ontology annotation, molecular function: ATP binding; ATP hydrolysis activity; ABC-type peptide transporter activity. Lineage: Eukaryota; Fungi; Ascomycota; Sordariomycetes; Amphisphaeriales; Apiosporaceae. The coding region runs from base 1 to 4347 and encodes 1448 amino acids.
AUGGACGGUAGAUACAGCUCAAUAGCCCAAGCGGCUCUGUCUGGAGCCCUCCUUUUCAUCUUCUUACUGCGUCUGCUACUUCCCAAAGCACCCCAGUGGUGCAGCAGCUUUGCUCAGGAGGAAAGUGAGCAAGGGCCUCACCGGUUGAAGCAGUGGUCUUGGCCGACUAUCGGACUCGUACUAUUUUCAAUCGGCGGAUUGGCCCUGGCUAUAGUCUCCGCGAUAGCUACCCCGAAAACACUAUGGGUCUGGCUUGACCUUGUGCCAUGGGUAAUCACUGCGCUCAUCCUACUUAUCGACCGGCCGCGCAAAACGCCGAAGACGGUACUGACUAUACUCGGCGGCGCUGGUCUUGGCAUUAUCUUCCACCUAUAUGCGACCUAUAAUACUUCCCAGGAAGUCAACAUACUACACAUUGGACAACUUUGUGUCGCUUUUGGUGCAAUCACUAUUAUUCUUUCGAUGCCCAUGAGAGAUCCCGACUUACCGACAGACGGGAUUGCUGGACCGCAUGAUGCAGCAACCCAUGAACUCCGCAGCCCCGAAGACAGAUUAUCUCUGUGGCAGUUCAUGACUGUAUCGUGGAUGGCUCCCUUGAUGAGAGCGGGUUCUAGCAAGAAGCUCAAUGACGAAGAUGUGUGGCUACUGCCAUACGAGUUUCAGCACAGCCGCCUGCACGUGUUAUUCAGAGAUCUCCAGGGCUCGCUUAUAUGGAGGCUCAUGCUUGCGAACGGCCUAGAUCUUAUCAUCACCACUUCACUAGGCAUCCUGGAGACAGCAGCAAAUUUGGCAGGUCCGCUCCUGCUAAAAGCUUUGAUAGCCUCCAUUGAGAAAAAGGGGGACACUCGGGGCGAGUCCGUCUUCUUCGCUAUUGCUAUUCUGAUCGUACGACUUGUCGCGUGCCAAUCCGCUGUUUUCAGCCUUUGGUACUGUCGCCGGGCUUAUGAGCGCUCUCGCGGUGAGAUGAUCACGACCAUCUACGCCAAAACCUUGACCAGGAAAUCCCAGGGGUUCAUGCCCGGUGAAAAAGACCCGGCUCAUGUCAACGGGAACUCGCUGAACGGCGGUAAGCCAAAAGAAGGCAAACUGGCUCGACUCCUUGUAUGGUUGAAAAUACGGAAGGGUCGUCCUAAGCAAGUUGUUGACAACGCGAAACCUCCGGCUACGAUGGGUAAAAUUUUGAAUCUGAUGAGGAACGACUGCUAUGAGGUGGCCCAGCGGUUCUGGGAAUUCCCAAACCUCAUUACCAAACCUUUGCAAUUUGCGCUGUCUCUCUUUUUGGUAUGGCAGUUUUUGGGUUGGCCAUGCUUGCUCGGUGUAGCAUGGGUAGUCUUCAUACAGUUGCUCAAUGCUGCCACGGUUAAAGGGCUUCUGUCCCGAGAGCGCCUUCGAAGAGCAGCAACGGACAACCGUCUCCAAGCAACCUCGCAAUUCGUCGAGGCUAUUCGGCACUUGAGGUGGUAUGACUGGCAAGGCAAAUGGCUCGACAAAAUCAUGACGGCAAGAAACCGUGAGCUCCACAUGAAGGUGAUUACUGGACUAUGGACCGCCGCUAUAGGGACUAUCAACAUUUCAGCCGGAAUGCUCUUCCCGGUUGUUAGCUUCUUCGCCUACACCUAUAUCGCCGGCAGGCCACUUUCGGUGGAAAUCGCUUUUCCAGUACUUCAGCUAUUCAACAUGCUUGAGACUAGCUUGAAAGAGCUCCCCGAUCUCAUCCUGGUUGUCCUAAAUGCCUCCGUGGCUAUAGAUCGGCUUGAAACUUUUAUGAAGGAGCCUGAUAAGGAAGAGGGCUGCUUAAGCGAAGCAAUUACGGACAUCGAGUUCAAAGACGCUUCUCUGGCUUGGCCAGGGACUCACAGUCCUGUUCUAAACGACCUGAAUCUAAACUUCUCGACCGGACUUACCGUUGUCUGCGGCAAGGUAGGGUCUGGGAAAAGCGCCCUUUUGCAAGCGAUUCUUGGGGAGCUUGACCGCCGACACGGUGACUGCACCCGUCCAGAUGAGAUGAUAGGCUACUGCGCCCAGUCGCCCUGGCUACAACAUAUGAGUAUUAGAGAAAAUAUUCUCUUUUCCGCACCUUACGAUCCCGUCCGGUACCGCCAGGUUAUAGACGCCUGUGCCCUGACCCCAGAUCUGGCCAACUUUGAAGGUGGUGACCUUGCUUUCGUCGGAGAAAACGGUAUAGGACUUUCAGGAGGCCAAAAGGCUCGCGUCGCCCUGGCCCGCGCCGUGUACAGUCAAUCUCGCAUUCUUCUACUUGACGACCCCUUGGCGCCACUGGAUCACAACACUGCUGAGUCUAUCGUCCAGAAGCUCUUCCGCGGAAAACUGGUUGAGGGACGCACAGUCAUACUUGUCACCCAUCGUGUCGAUUUGGUGAUGCAUCUAGCUGACCAAGUUGUUGAGAUUGAUGGUGGCAAAGCACACGUAUUGAAUCCCGAAGAAAUACCACGUCAGAUCGCGGUACUGUCUGAAACGGCCAAACAACUUGAUGCCCAACAAGAUUCAGAGGCAGAUUCAAAGCCAGAUGAAGCUGCCGUGCCAGACAAGUUUAUCGAAGAGGAGCACCGCAAGACGGGAGGCGUGGUCCUCUCGGUAUACUGGACCUACAUCAGAGCAGGCAUGCUGAGAUGGUGGGCCGUGCUCAUCGUCGCAUUCUCCAUUUUCAGAGGUGCUCGUAUCUUCAGCGGCUGGUUCGUCAAGGCAUUUUCCGAGGGCUACCCCAAACAGCACACUGAGACAGGCCGGCACAUAGCCUAUCUCGCACAGAAGACAUUGACUGUUACUGGAGAAGUAGCCUCAAAUCAGACACGCUCCAUUGUCGAUCACCUCUUCGAUAAUCUACCGCCACCUGAUCAAAACGUUGGCCCGUGGUUGCUUUGGUACCUCGGCAUAGCACUGGUGAUGACACUGCUAUUCGCCAUCUGCCAGUGUUUCCUGCUGCUUAUUCUCUAUAUCGCUGCCAAGAACCUGUUUGUAAAGGUCAUUACACGGGUCAGCAACGCGACGUUCCGCUUUUACGACGUCACCCCGAUCGGGCGGUUGAUGAACCGUUUGACUUCGGACAUUGGUAUGCUUGACGGUGGGAUUAUAUCACCGUUGCAGAAUAUGGCAUUUUUCUUCCUGACAUGGGUCAGUGCAAUGGUUAUCAUUGCAUUCGUGACGCCCGUGUUUUUCAUCUUUGCUCUGCUAAUGACAGCCGCCUUCGUCUAUGUCUUUAUGAUGUUUUUGCCUACGUCGCAGAGUCUCCGUCGCCUGGAAAUGGUAUCACUGAGUCCUCUAAUGUCAAACUUUGGAAUCUUGUUAGAUGGGUUGGCAACAAUUCGAGCAUUCAAGGCACAGCCCAAUUUCCAGAACCGGAACAUCGUGGUGACCGAUGCUUUCCAGCAAAAGGACCAUUUCUAUUGGUCGCUUCAGUCCUGGUUGAUGUACCGUUUCGACUCUCUCUCGGCUUUCUCGACCUUCGUGCUCACGAUGAUUGCACUCUACAAUGGUCUAAGCUCCGGGUUGACUGCUUUCGUGCUGACAACAGCCGCGCAGUUUGUCGACGCAACACACUCCUUAUGUAAGGUAUACGGACAGCUGCAGAUGGAUUUUGUCUCGGUCGAACGUGUCAUCGAGCUCCUCGAACUGGAAGAAGAGCCAAGCGGACAUAUCGACCCGCCGGCAUCUUGGCCCUCACACGGAGACGAUAUACAGUUCGACUCCGUGACCAUGAAGUAUGCGCCGCAUCUCGAGCCCUCACUAUCAGAUGUGACCUUCUCUAUUCCAGGCGGGUCUACUUGCGCGGUCCUGGGGAGAACAGGCUCUGGCAAGAGCACCCUGGCCCUGGCCCUACUGGCCACCCUGCGGCCAGAGAAGGGCAACAUAAAGGUCGGCACCAUGGACAUAUCCAAGGUGAACGUACACACUUGGCGCCAGCGUAUCAGUUUCGUGGCACAGGACCCGGUGCUCUUCCCCGGGACCUUGCGGCAGAACCUUGACCCGCUCGAGGAGCACUCAGACCCCGAGUGCGUCGCGGUGCUGCACCGCAUCCUCGGCCCCGGCUGGUCGUUGACGUCGCACGUCGACGGCGGCGGCAAGAACCUCAGCCAGGGCCAGCGGCAGCUCGUCGGCAUUGGCCGCGCCGUGCUGCGCCGCAGCGCUGUCGUCGUGCUGGACGAGGCCACGGCCUCGAUCGACAAGAAGACGGCGCUCGCCAUACAGGAUGUUCUGAGGGAUGAGCUGCGCCAGAGCACCGUCAUCACCAUCGCCCACCGGCUCGAGGCCGUCAAGGAUGCGGAUUAUCUAAUCCGCCUAGAUAGUGGCAGGGUUAUCGAGGCAGGCCCCGCGAAGAACUUGCAGUGA